Molecule: messenger RNA, 1522 nt
Organism: Pelagomonas calceolata
Lineage: Eukaryota; Pelagophyceae; Pelagomonadales; Pelagomonadaceae
Source: the annotation of a GenBank genome assembly
GCAAAGGCCAGCUAUUUUUCGCCUAAAUCGCCCCUAGACAGCUCCGUUGCACGCAUCUGCGACUUCAGCAGUCCCAGGGCUUCCAUCGCACUCACCGCAAAAGAUCUCACUUCGCGCGCACAGCUUCGUGGCGUGUAUAGCUGGUGAGCAUCCAAAUCAGUCAGAGGCAGCAGAAAGACCGCAACCAUGGGCAAGGGCGGCCAGCGCAAGCCCUUCAUCAUCUCUGAGGAGAACAAGGAUUUACUGAGCGGCAAGGCCUAUGGAGCUACGUUAUUAGCCCCGGAGGACGCGUGGAUCGCCCACUUGGACCACGAGAAGUUCCGCGAGGACGUCCACCAGAUCGGCAAGACCCUCAGCAACAACCAGGGCAAGGAGGAUUUAAGACACUUAUCAAAAAUCGUCUGGAUGUCUAGAUUAUGCCAGUGGAUCGGCUUCGCGACGAUGUGGUACUGCGUGAACCCCGUCUCCAUCUUCUUCCUCAGCAUGGGCACCUUGUCGAGGUGGACGAUCAUCGGCCACCAUGUGUGUCAUGGCGGUUUUGAUAAAUGUGACAAGUCGAAGCGCUACAACCGCUUCACGUUCGGCGUCGGUUCUUUGUUCAGACGCUGCUGCGACUGGCUGGACUGGAUGAUGGUCGAGGCCUGGAACGUCGAGCACAACCAGCUCCACCACUACCACCUCGGCGAGGUGAGCGAUCCGGACCUCGUCGAACACAACAUGGAGUACCUGCGGACCUUGGACGCGCCCAUGGCCGUCAAGUACGCCGCCUGCGUCUUCAUGGCCUUCACCUGGAAGUGGUGGUACUACGCGCCGAACACGUUCAAGCAGCUCAAGGCGAACGAGCGCCGCCGCAAGGGCAUCCCGCAACCGGGCUCCGUGACGGCGCCCCAGACUUUUGACUUCGGCUGGUUGAUCGGCAUGGGCGACCACACGCACUUCUCGGGCACCGAGUUUUUAGUUAGAUGCUUGGGCCCGUACUUCGUCCAAAGAUUUGUGCUAGCCCCUCUACCUUUCUUGAUGAUUGGAUGGCCGGCGUACUUCAGAAGCUUGAUCACGCUCGCGCUCGCGGAGCUCUGCACGAACCUCCACAGCUUCAUCGUCAUCGCGACGAACCACGCGGGUUUUGAUCUGUACCGCUUCGAGAAGCACUGCAAGCCGCGGUCGUCCACCUUCUACCUGCGCCAGGUCAUCUCGAGCGCGAACUUCGCCUGCGGCGACGACAUCACGGACUUCCUCCACGGCUUCCUCAACUAUCAAGUGGAACACCACCUCUGGCCCGAUCUCAGUAUGAGAUCCUACCAGAAGGCCCAGCCGCUCAUCCAGGCUUUAUGUGCUGAGCAUGGUGUCCCGUACGUCAAGGAGCCCGUCCUCAAGCGCACGAUGGAUCUGGUCGACAUCAUGGUCGGCAAGACGUCGAUGCGCAAGUACCCGACGGCCUACGAGUACGGCCCCGACAUGGUCGAGGGCGCGGCGGCGCACUAGGCCGCUCCUGGGGUUUCACACAUAACCUCCUUCUAUCGUC